GUGGGGGUGGCAGGGCUUAGAACCGCAGCUGAAGCAGCAGUCCUUGGCGCUGACGCCGCCAGGGUGUAGUGCAGGGUUCCGAGCCCACCAGCCGUGGUGCCUCCCCUGUCCUGAGGGUUGCUCCGGGCGCCCUGGCGACCGAAGCGGCCGGGAGCCUCUCUCCGGCCCGGAGACGGCCUUGCAGUCCCGGAUGCGUCCGGAGGGCGCGGGAAUGGAUCUUGGCGGCGUCAGGGAGCGCCUGCCGGAGGAGAGCAGGAGGGAGCAUUGGCAGUUGCUGGGUAAUUUGAAGACUACUGUGGAGGGUCUGGUGUCAGCCAACUGUCCCAAUGUCUGGUCCAAGUAUGGUGGUCUGGAGCGACUUUGCAGGGACAUGCAGAGCAUUUUGUAUCACGGGCUCAUCCAUGACCAGGUGUGUUGCCGCCAGGCGGAUUACUGGCAGUUUGUGAAAGACAUUCGGUGGCUCAGUCCGCACUCAGCCCUUCAUGUGGAGAAGUUCAUCGACGCGCGUGAGAACGGCGAGAGCGACACAGCCGCGAGCGACCGCGCGGUCGCCGAGCUGUGGCUGCAGCACAGUCUGCAGUUCCACUGCCUCUCGGGCCAGCUCCGGCCCCUGCUCGGGGACAGGCAGUACGUCAGAAAAUUCUACACGGACACUGCUUUCCUGCUAAGUGACGCCCAUGUCACAGCCAUGCUCCAGUGCCUGGAAGCGGUGGAACAGAACAACCCUCGUCUCUUGGCUCAGAUCGAUGCAUCGAUGUUUGCCAGAAAGCACGAGAGCCCGCUGCUGGUUACGAAGAGCCAGAGUCUGACCGCCCUGCCUGGCUCCACGUGUGCCCCUCCAGCCGGCUGUGCUCAGCAGUCCUGCUUUGGGUCCUCCUCGAACCUCCACCAAGCCAUGCCCGGCCACAGCGCAGAGAGAAGAUCCACCUCCUUUUCACUUUCUGGCUCUCCCUGGAAACCUCAAGAAGACAGAGACCUCCCCUCACCGGCCGAGAGUCAAACCGCCCAAGCUCCCCUGCUUCCGGACUCGGCUCUAGCCCAGGGUUCCCCACUGACCCCACAGGAGAUGAGUUCCAGCACUCUGACCAGCCCCAUGGAGGCAUCCUGGGUCAGCAGCCAAAAUGACUCCCCAAGUGACGGCAGAGGGCCCGAGUACCUGGCCAUCGGCAACCCGGACGCGCACGGCCGGACGGCCAGCUGCCAGAGCCACGGCAGCGACGGCGGCGAGAGCAGCGGCUCCCGCUUGUUCUCCUCCGGCAGCUCCCAGAGGCCCGAUUCUGCCGCCUCUUCCUUAGGGGACCAAGAGGCGGGGAGGCAGAGCCAGCCGGGCGGUGUCCUGCGCAGGUCCAGCUUCUCGGAAGGGCAGACGGUCGCCGGCGCCGGCGGGACAAAGAAGAGCCAUAUCCGCUCCCAUUCGGACACCAACAUUGCCUCCAGAGGAGCCACAGGCGGCCCCAGGAAUAUCACCAUUAUAGUUGAAGAUCCCAUUGCAGAGGGUGGUCAGUACCUGUGCUCGGGAGAAGGCAUGUUCCGAAGACCAUCGGAAGGACAGUCCCUCAUCAGUUACCUCUCCGAGCAAGACUUCGGCAGCUGUGCAGACCUGGAAAAGGAGAAUGCCCACUUCAGCAUCUCAGAGUCCUUGAUUGCCGCCAUCGAGCUGAUGAAAUGCAACAUGAUGAGCCAGUGUCUGGAAGAGGAGGAAGUAGAGGAGGAAGACAGCGACAGGGAGAUCCAGGAACUGAAGCAGAAGAUCCGCCUGCGGCGCCAGCAGAUCCGCACCAAAAACUUGCUCCCUGCCUACCAGGAGACUGAGCAUGGAAGCUUCCGGGUCACCUCCAGCAGCUCCCAGUUCAGUUCACGGGAUUCUACGCAGUUCUCGGACUCCGGCUCUGCUGAUGAUGUUGAUGAGUUUGAAAUCCAAGAUGGUAGAGAAGGCUCUAACCUGACUCACAUGUCAAAGGGUGGACUCUCGGUGUCAAUGGCCUCCAUGUUCUCAGAUGCUGAUAUCAGGAGGAGUGCGGUCUCAAACGGCAAAGCAUCCAUCUCCCAGAACUUCUCCCAUUGCUUCCUGAACUCCACGUCUGCUGAGGCGGUGGCCAUGGGCCUUCUGAAGCAGUUUGAGGGCAUGCAGCUUCCAGCUGCCUCGGAGCUGGAGUGGCUGGUCCCAGAGCACGAUGCCCCACAGAAGCUCCUGCCUAUCCCCGACUCACUGCCCAUCUCACCGGAUGACGGGCAGCACGCGGACAUCUACAAGCUGCGUAUCCGUGUGCGUGGCAACCUGGAGUGGGCUCCGCCCCGGCCUCAGAUCAUCUUUAAUGUCCAUCCAGCCCCGACGAGGAAGAUUGCCGUGGCCAAGCAGAAUUACCGCUGUGCAGGAUGCGGCAUCCGGACUGACCCCGAUUACAUCAAGCGGCUGCGGUACUGUGAGUACCUGGGCAAGUACUUCUGCCAGUGCUGCCACGAGAACGCCCAGAUGGUCGUCCCCAGCCGGAUUCUGCGCAAGUGGGACUUCGGCAAGUACUACGUCAGCAACUUCUCCAAGGACCUGCUCCUCAAGAUCUGGAAUGACCCUCUCUUCAAUGUGCAGGACAUCAACAGCGCCCUCUACAGGAAGGUCAAGCUGCUCAGUCAGGUCCGGCUGCUGCGGGUUCAGCUGUACCACAUGAAGAACAUGUUUAAGACCUGCCGACUGGCCAAAGAGCUUUUGGAUUCCUUUGACCUAGUUCCAGGUCACCUAACAGAGGAUCUCCACCUGUACUCACUGAACGACCUGACUGCAACCAAGAAGGGGGAACUGGGGCCCCGGCUGGCCGAGCUCACCAGGGCAGGAGCCGCCCACGUCGAGAGAUGCAUGCUGUGCCAGGCCAAGGGCUUCAUCUGUGAGUUCUGCCAGAACGAGGACGACGUCAUCUUUCCCUUCGAGCUACACAAGUGCCGGACCUGUGAGGAGUGUAAAGCCUGUUACCAUAAGGCUUGCUUCAAGUCUGGCAGCUGCCCCCGGUGUGAGCGGCUCCAGGCCCGGCGGGAGUUACUGGCCAAGCAGAGCCUCGAGUCCUACCUGUCUGACUACGAAGAGGAGCCCACGGAAGCCUUGGCUGUAGAGGCCACCGUCCUGGAGGCCACCUGAGGAACGCACCUCAGCCCUUUGUCCGAGGGGCUGGCUCGAGGCAAACGAUAGAGAACUGAGCCACACCUUCGAGGAAGGUGCGGGGCCUUUUUUUAAAAUAUAUCGUCCCUGUUUAUGACUUGUCUGCUGUCCGGGUGUGGACAACCUUUCUCGGUUGACGGGUCCAGUCCGUUGUGACAGAUGUCUGUGAGCAUCGGGCGUUUCCAUCAGGACUGCCACCUGGAGCGCCUCUCGCCAGGGGACUGGACAGACAGCGAGACCCAGCUCUUCCACACGCUUGGCCUGUUCCACGAGGCUCAGAUCUGGUGACGGCCGCAGCUCAAGGAUCAUUCCCACUCCUGACUCAGUUCCACAGCUUCUGAGCCAGGCCCUUCUCAGUCAGUGAUCUUCACCUUUGCUGCCGAGACAGGAGGAUGGAACUUUCCCUGUCCCGGUGCUGACAGAGUAAGACUGCGCACCCCGAGGCAGGGAAGGGAAUGGGGCUGUAGCGGUGGGCAUUCUGUCCGACUCACUAGGCAUUUGGGGGCAGGUAAGAACGGAAUCGUUGUUGUUGUAGACUCCUCAGAGACCUCCGGAGGCCAGCGUGACUUCCCCGGUUCAAGUAUUCAGGCACAGGUGGCCACGAGCUGGCUCGUGUCCUCUGAUGGGCCUGAGGCAAAGACCAGAACUGGGUCUUAGGCCAGGCCCGUGUGUAGCCAGCACCACACACACCAGUGAGGCUGCAGCCGGCGCCUGAGGAGAUGCUAUUCAGAUAAAGGGAAACGGCCGCCUCUUGGGUGUUGAGACUCUCAGCUGACUAGCUUGAGUGCGGGUGCACGCCAAGCUGAGGCAGGGCCCUCAGGCAAGCUGAGGCAAGGAUAGAAACUCCACCCACCGUCUUAACCGUGGGCCCCUGACUGCUCUGUAUGACUGUGACCAUUCUGGCUCUGAGUAAAGGUGUGACCCGACUCCGUUCUCCGUCCGUCCGUCCGUCCUGUCCCCCCCAGCUGGGGCCCUCCCGUUGGCUGAUCUCUUGCCUUACUUUCUUUUCUCGGAGUUGGGAGAAGCCUGCCCACUUAGGAGCAUUAGCGACCUCAACGGUUUGUGAAUGUGUCUGUCUGCCUUUCUGCCGUUUAUGCACUUACCUCCUCGGCCUCGGGAAUGUUUGUCGACUCAUCUGUUUCCUAGUACUAAUUUUAACAGACUCCUCCCUCACCCCUCAGUGUGCGUUCUCCGGCCUUUCCUAGACUAAGCCAGACACACGUUUGUCGUGGCGUUGGAAUUGCCGAAUCUCAGAGCCUGGCAGUUGUGGGAACUGAUGCCCACAGUGCUUUUGUCCCGGAACUGUCUGCUUCCGCCUUCCGUCUCCCUGUCUCCUUGUACCUUGGUUGCUAGUAAAGUAAUUGGCCCCAGGAGGCCAAACAAUUGCACGUGGUUGGUGGACGGACGCUGACAGGUUCUGAGCUGGAGGGAACAGGGGUGUCCCAGAGAGACAGAAGGGACGUUGCUGUAGCAGCCACACUGAGCUCUAGCAGAGCAAGAAGAACAUGUCAGAACUGGCCCGUGGUGCGGUUCCUCCGCCUCACGUUUGGGAGCUGAGGGCCGGAUGACCAGGACUGUUCUCUCAGUUGGCGGUCACACCAAAAACCGAGGCCAGGGGCAGUUUUGAAGGGCUGGCUAGAAACUGCCCUUCCUUCAAGGAGAUUUAGGGUCGAUCCCUUCAAACUCAAGUGUCACCGAGUCAGACCUCGGAUUCCGACUCUGACUCCAGCUCCAGUCUGUGGCUGACUUCCCGUCCAGCUGCUCACUCCAAGUCACCACACUGGAGGGGACUGCCGUCCGCGCUCCCUGUCAGCACAGGCUGCAGCCGACCUCGGCAGUCCACUGACUUUUCCGUUUCCCCUCCCCGCCCCACCCCUGCAGAUCGCCUAUCUUUCCGUGACCCCGAGUCUGCUGUCAUCACCGUCCAAGUGCGUGUUUAUUUAUUGGGGAGUCGGGGAGAGGGACAGAGGGGUGUCGUGCAAGCACUUUGUCACUUAACAGUAUCUGAGGGUCCGCUGCAGUGGGGACGCCGAAUGCACUGAAUGAGGUAAGGCGGAGGGAGCAUCCCCUCCGUACAAAGGGAAGCAUUACUCCUGAGGUGGAGACGGCUCCGAGACCCUGAGAGAAGCGGAAGCCCGCGCUCUGCCCUCAGGAGGCUCUUACCAGCUCCCUCUGCCGAGGGUCGAGAGCUUUUGCUGAGCUAACAGAAAAGGAGCAAGGUCUAAAUAAAAACAUCUGUUUGUGUACAUCUUGUGUUUUGAGCUGGAUUUUCACCUGCUGUAAUUCGUGCGCAUCCUAACAUGGCCAUCUUUAAUAAACUAAGGAAAUUAAGUCUUGCCCUGUA
This is a messenger RNA of Peromyscus leucopus (white-footed mouse), 5492 nucleotides long. It is a transcript of the gene Rubcn, whose product is annotated as rubicon autophagy regulator. Gene Ontology annotation, biological process: negative regulation of autophagosome maturation; negative regulation of endocytosis. Gene Ontology annotation, molecular function: phosphatidylinositol phosphate binding. Gene Ontology annotation, cellular component: early endosome; late endosome. The record is from RefSeq and is a predicted model, not a curated record. NCBI's taxonomy places the organism in Eukaryota, Metazoa, Chordata, Mammalia, Rodentia, Cricetidae.